Messenger RNA from Rotaria sp. Silwood2, 574 nucleotides. NCBI's taxonomy places the organism in Eukaryota, Metazoa, Rotifera, Eurotatoria, Philodinida, Philodinidae. The record is from the annotation of a GenBank genome assembly.
GAUUAUCAAUAACACCCCCAUUUUAAUAUAUGAACAACUUCCUUUAUUGUAUUUCUGGAGGAUUCAGUAAAAGAAUGGUGAAGAAAUGUGUCUGAAAAUAGAAUAAUCUCCCUAUGAUUAGUAACAAUGAUCACAUCAUGUGUCACCUUUUAAUCUCAUAGGAAUUGCAGUAACACCUUUCGUUUUUUUUUAUAGAUUAUGGUUAAGUGGUGUAGGCAUUGCUGAUAUACUCGACGGAAGUAUUAAUACAAGUGUUCAACAACAUAUACAAAAUGAUUUACAAGAUUUUGGUCGUUUAAUAUUAAUGUUAGCAUGUAAUUCGAUCGUAGGUGCACAAAAAGAACAUUUACAAACAUCAUUAGAAAUAGUUCAAAGAAGUUAUUCACAUGAUCUUAAAAAUCUUAUACUACAUUUCUUAUUACCAUCAAAUACAUUAAAAACAAAAAGUAUUAAUGAUUGUAUGCCAAUGAUUGGUGCACGAUUUUAUGCACAUAUUGAUAAUUUACAUGUACGCGGUGAUAUACUUGAAAAUGAGUUAGCAAAAGUAAGUUAUGUUCUUUGUUUUUAUAAUUAG